AUGCUGAUGCAGGUGUCCCCGGAUGCGGCCGAUGCUGCACUGGCGUUGGUGCAAUCGGGCGGCACUGGCACGACGACAUCAUCACAGAGCGCACAGAAAGACACGACUUGGACGAAGCUGUUCGUGGGUGGUUUGCCGUACCAUACGACCGACAAGAGCCUGCGGGAGCACUUUAGCGUGUACGGCGAUAUAGAGGAGGCCGUUGUGAUAACCGACCGCACGACGAACAAAAGUCGGGGCUAUGGAUUCGUGAUUAUGGGCGAUAGACUGAGUGCCGAGCGUGCCUGCAAGGAACCGAACCCGAUCAUCGAUGGCAGGAAAGCGAACGUGAAUCUCGCGAUACUGGGCGCCAAACCGCGGGGAAAUGCAUCACAAGGAUUUCCGUUCGCCACGACAGGACUGCGGACGGCUGGCUAUCCAGUGAUACCGGGACAGUACGGGGUGCCACCGUCCUACAUUUAUGGAACGCCGUAUCUAGGCACGGCGGGUGGAUCGACAGGUGCGGCCGCAACCGCAUCCGGACUGGUACCGAUCCCUGCCACUCAGUUGUCGCACGCAGCAGCCAUUGCUGCCGCCACUAGUCAAUUCUAUGAAUAUCAGAAUGCGGUAGCAGCAGCCGCCGCCGCACCAUAUCCGGGACAGUACAGUACAGGAUUCGAUGCAUAUCCUUAUGCGUCCGGCGCUUCAGCUGCCGGUGCAGCGGCUGCCGCCGCCCAAUACAUGGCCGGUCCGUACACGUACGCCACGUUGCCGCAAGCGGGAGCUGCCGCCGCUGCAGCUGCCGCCGCGGCUGGUGCAUUUCCCGGCCUAUCGCCCUAUCAGAAUGCGACCGGUGCUUCGCUCCAGGAGGCUAGACUGCAAUAA
This is a messenger RNA of Anopheles marshallii, 864 nucleotides long. RefSeq names its product RNA-binding protein 24-B-like. NCBI's taxonomy places the organism in Eukaryota, Metazoa, Arthropoda, Insecta, Diptera, Culicidae. The transcript has 6 exons. The record is from RefSeq and is a predicted model, not a curated record. Gene Ontology annotation, molecular function: RNA binding. Bases 1 to 864 code for a protein of 287 amino acids. Gene Ontology annotation, cellular component: cytosol.